GACCGUAUGUCCUAGGUAUCGGGUGGGGUUAAGUUAACCUAUUCUGGAAGUGAAAGAACACAAAACUAAAGAGAACACGGGAAAGCUAGAAGAAGGCAUAUGUGGGGCUAGGGUUUUUGAACCGUCUGCGAAGUUUCAUAUAUUCUUCUUCUGUAAGUCAUAUUAUCAACACAAUUUGAAGCACCUCCAGACCUUACAAGGGUUUCGGCGUGGUUACGGAAUAGGAUUGCAAUCCGAUUCGAGCAAGAACAAUGGGGGACUACUGGAGAGAUGGUCGACCGUUAGGGGUACCUGUUUCCACCAAGCGCGCUCGCAAUGAUCUUGGAAUCGCUGGUGGGCGUGAAAUUUCUGGUUAUCUGCCAGAAAUGGCUGGGCGUUCUUAUCUACAUGAAUCAAACCAACCUGGAGCUCUGGAUUCUCAUGGCCGGAAUGGGCUUGCGCUGUACUCCUCUGGUGGUUUGACAUCAAGUGAAAUUAACAACUUGGGAGGUUCUCUUGGAACAAGGUUGGGUAGCAAUACAGGUUAUUUGUCUGGAUCUCCCAUUCUUGAUUCAGUAUUGAUGAGUCAAAGACAAGGAAUUGCAAGCUUGGAUCCUGGCUUUGGGGGAAAGUCGGGGGGUAGCCUUAGCUAUCAAAGGCCAGAUACUCAGGCCCUAAGGGAUCCUCCCAGAAGGCCUGACGAUCUACUUCCACCCGAUGCAUCAAAUACCCUAUUUGUUGAGGGUCUGCCCACUGAUUGCACUCGCAGGGAAGCAGCUCAUGUUUUCCGUCCAUUCAUUGGUUUCAAGGAAGUCAGACUGGUGCAGAAGGAACCUAAACGUCCUGGUGGAGAUCCUCUUGUUCUAUGUUUUGUUGACUUUGCUGAUGCAAGGUGUGCGGCAACUGCAUUAGAAGCUUUACAAGUUUGUCUGACAAAUUUGUAGCUAUGUGGGGCAUCUUCACACAGCAUAUGGAAUCUGCGGCAUGAGUGAUUAUAGCAUUUGUUUUUUAAUUGGAUAUGUGUUUGUGAGAGUGGAUGGUGUAUCUAGCAAGAUAAAUGUUUCCUUUACAUAUUUUCUAUGCUUUCAUUAUUCAAAUGUAGUUUGUCUGACAAAUUUGUAGCUAUGUGACAUCUUCACACAGCUUUGGGUUAUUAAGCAUAUUUUCUGUUUCAAUAAUGGUUACUUUUAAUUGUGAUGUAUUUUAAUUAUGCUCUUAACAUAUUAUACAGCUCCUCCCUUUAUUCUGUCUUAAGGGCAAGAGUAUGCAUGCUAAUUUGCAUUCAUAAGUUGAAUGUUUAAUUUCCCUUUUUUAUAGUUAGAAGAUUUGGUACCUUGGCUUGUGACUACUUUAAAAUGUAAUAUAACAUUAAACUUCUUCUAUACCUCUUUUCUGAUUUUGAAUUUAUAUCCUUGUGCCUGGUGGCUAAACCAUCCGUGCUCGUUGACAGUUAACAGAUGAGCGGUAGUUACAAAACAUUUAACUGGAAUUUCUUUGUUCUUUGACUCCAUGGGUUUAGGGCUGUACCUAAUUGUGCGUUAGGUGUAACGUGUAUGGUAUGUUUAUUAAUGAAAUACAGACCAUAUUAUAAUCCACGUUUGUGAUUCA
This is a messenger RNA of Cryptomeria japonica (Japanese cedar), 1587 nucleotides long. Its product is annotated as nuclear speckle RNA-binding protein A. Gene Ontology annotation, molecular function: mRNA binding. Bases 252 to 923 code for a protein of 223 amino acids. Lineage: Eukaryota; Viridiplantae; Streptophyta; Pinopsida; Cupressales; Cupressaceae. The transcript is spliced from 7 exons. The record is from RefSeq and is a predicted model, not a curated record.